Messenger RNA from Closterium sp. NIES-65, 1116 nucleotides. The record is from the annotation of a GenBank genome assembly. NCBI's taxonomy places the organism in Eukaryota, Viridiplantae, Streptophyta, Zygnematophyceae, Desmidiales, Closteriaceae.
AUGCGCUCGGCUUUCCAGGCCUCGUCACGAGAUCCUGGUCUGGUUGUCGCUUCGAUCCGAGCACACUCCGUGCAACAACUCGCGCAUUCCUGCAGCCACGGCAUCCCGAGCUCCUUACAUCCCCACGAAUCGGUUCAGCGCCCGUUACUGUCACUAUCGCCACCUUUUCGCCAUGUGUCGUCCCGGUUCAUCUCCGCUCCAACGACCCGUCAUAAUCACUGGCAUUUACAUUCGCUUCAUUCAGCAACCCGGAUUGCCCGACCAACGAUCCACGGUCCAGAUCUCUCCUCCGCAUCGCCAGCCGUUGUUCCCGUCCGCUCUCUCAAUAUCUUCACUGUUUUCCGGAAAGAAUCGCGAGAUAAGGAGAUAGAACGCUUGAAGGACGAGUUGAACCGCGGAUACUUCGACGAUUUUAAGGAGCUCAAGGAAACUGCCGGGAAACUGGGCCCUUUACCCACCGCGUCGCCGCUUCCAGCCGCUGGAGCCGCGUUGUUCCCGCAAAUUACGGGAACCACGUCAUCCAGGGCGUCAGUGGAGCUGCCUCUCGAUCUGCAGGGUGACACGUGUCGAGUGGUGCUGGUCUGCGUGGCGUUCCGUGCAAACGCUCAGGGCAUGGUGGAAUCAUGGCUAAAACCCUUCCUCCAGCACGCCUCCAGCAGCUCAUCUUCCGCCACUCCCUCACUUUCGACUCCUACCCAAACUUCUGCACUGGCUUCCACCGCACCUGACUCCUCUCAACCCACGGAUAUCCCACCCUACCACUUUCCACCGGGCUCUGUGUGCGCGGUGCACAUCUCGUGGAUCGAGUCUUGGCUGUUGUCAACCCGACCCGUUCGAUCCUGGCUGCUCAGCAGCUUGCGUGGAGCUGAGGCCAAGCAGCAGGCACGCUUGGCAGAUGGUGUUGGUUCAGAGGGAGUGGAUAGGGUUCUGACGAAUGUAUAUGCAUUUGGUGACACGUGGGAUUUCAGGAAGAAAUUGGGCAUUAUUAACAGGCUCACAGGCUAUGCAUUCCUAGUGGAUGGGAAAGGUCGUGUUCGAUGGCGUGCUUCAGGAAUAGCCUCUGAUGACGAAGUGACAUGCUUGCUUUCUACCACAGAUAAGCUCUUGAAAGAAUGA